Messenger RNA from Tetranychus urticae (two-spotted spider mite), 2060 nucleotides. Its product is annotated as putative ATP-dependent RNA helicase DDX5. The record is from RefSeq and is a predicted model, not a curated record. Gene Ontology annotation, molecular function: nucleic acid binding; RNA helicase activity; ATP binding. NCBI's taxonomy places the organism in Eukaryota, Metazoa, Arthropoda, Arachnida, Trombidiformes, Tetranychidae.
ACUAUCUGGAAUCUGGAGUCUGUCUGUUAAAAUUCUGGUUAAGCUUUUUAUUAAAGUCAAAGUAACUCUUAGGCCUUACCACCUUAAUUCAACUUAAUAAUCUAUUAAUAUUUACUAUAUUUCAAUCAUCAAUUUUUCAUCACAUUCUAUUUAAUUUACUUAAUUAACAGAAUCAUCAUGUCAGACCGAAAUUAUGGUGGUGGCUACAACAGUUACAAUCGUGGCUAUAAUUACAAUAAUACCCCAACUCCAAAGCCUCCUGCAAAUCUAAUAGUUAAAAGUGAUUUUUAUACUGAUGUUAAUGUGCGUUCUACUUAUCGAGAUGAAGAAGUUACAACGUUCAGGGACAAAGAAGGUAUUACUAUCAAAGGAAAUGAUGUCCCUCCACCAAGCAUGGACUUUGGCGAUUAUCCCUGGCCUAAAUUUAUUUCUGCCGGUUUUGCCAGACAAGGUUAUGAUAAGCCAACUCCUAUUCAAGCUCAGGGCUGGCCUAUAGCUUUAGCUGGGCGAGAUAUGGUUGGUAUUGCCCAAACUGGUAGUGGAAAGACUAUGUCUUAUGUAAUUCCUGCUUUUAUUCAUAUUGAUUCCCAACUGAAUGAACGACAAGAUUAUGGUCCAAUGGCUUUGGUUCUUGCUCCAACUCGAGAGCUUGCUCAGCAGAUCCAAGAUGUAGUCAACCAUUUUCAAACCCGAUUCGGCAAUGUCUGUGUAUUUGGUGGUGCUUCAAAAGGCCCUCAAAUCAAAGAAAUCACUCGCAACAGGCCAAUGCUUGUCAUCGCCACUCCUGGUCGACUCAAUGACUUUAUAGAAAGCGGUAUCAUUAGCCUAGCCAAUAUUAGUUAUCUUGUUCUAGAUGAAGCUGAUCGUAUGUUAGAUAUGGGUUUUGAACCCCAAAUCAGAAAGAUAAUUUCCACACUUAGCAUGACUAAGCGACAAACCCUUAUGUGGUCAGCCACAUGGCCAAAGGAAGUACGUACUUUAGCUGAAGAUUUUCUUCGUAAUCACAUUCAAAUAAAUGUUGGUGCUCUCCAACUACAUGCUAACCACAAUAUUACCCAGAUUGUUGAGGUUUGUGGUGAUAUGGAGAAGAAAGAAAGGCUUUUCAAUCUUCUUACUGAAAUAGUGAGAGAGAACAGUGAAAAUAAGAUAAUAGUUUUUGCUGAGACCAAGAGAAAGGUUGAUGACUUAACAAAGCAGUUAAAAUACUCUAACUGGCCUGCUAUGUGCAUUCAUGGCGACAAAAGUCAAGCUGAAAGAGAUUGGGUUUUGAAAGAGUUCAGAAGUGGACGGGCUCCUAUCUUAGUCGCUACUGAUGUAGCUGCCCGAGGACUUGAUGUUGAAGACAUAAAAUAUGUUAUCAACUUUGACUAUCCUAACUCAAGUGAGGACUAUGUCCAUCGAAUUGGACGAACUGGUCGUAAAAACAAAAAAGGAACUGCAUACACUUUCUUCACCAGAGGCAACUCUAAACAAGCCAAUGACUUGAUCAAUGUUCUUAAAGAAGCUAAUCAAACAGUAAACCCUCAACUACUCGAAUUGUCUCGAUUUAGCGGUGGACCAGAUAAAUUCCGUCGAUAUGGUUCAGGUUCAGGUAGAAAUGGUUUCAUUCCAAAGAACUCCUAUGGCUCCGGAAGAGCAGGAGGAAAUAGCUAUGGAAGCUCUUAUGGAAGCUCCUAUGGAAGCUAUGGUAGCUCUAAUGACAAUAAUGGGGGUUAUGCCCAAAAGAGGAAAUUUGACUCAUAUGAUUCUUCAUCUCAUUCUAAUCUUAAAAAACCUAAUUACGAAAGUUCUUACUCAUCAGCACCUCGUUACAAUUGAUGUUGAUCACCUUCUAGUCCUAGUUAACACAUGAACCAUUUUAACUGGGAAUUUACGUUCUAUCUCAUUCAUUCUUUUCUUUAUAUUAAUAAUUCAAUGUUACAAUUGAUUCUAAAAUCUCAUUCUCAAAACUAUUCUAUGUCAAACAUUUUGACUAUUAUCAGUGAUUGUUUUGAUUGUAAUCUUGUCUUGUAUCUUUCGUCUAAUUAAAAAAUAAAACUUAACGAACAGUUGACAUCAAA